Mercurialis annua (annual mercury) is the source of this 3452-nucleotide messenger RNA. RefSeq names its product protein NLP7-like. The record is from RefSeq and is a predicted model, not a curated record. Lineage: Eukaryota; Viridiplantae; Streptophyta; Magnoliopsida; Malpighiales; Euphorbiaceae. The transcript has 5 exons. Gene Ontology annotation, molecular function: DNA-binding transcription factor activity; protein binding. The coding region runs from base 203 to 3244 and encodes 1013 amino acids.
UUUGUAAUGCAAGUAGUACAACUAUAGGAUUCCAUGGAAUCACACACUGCAAAAAAUUUACCCACAAAACACAAAUACCCAACUCAUUGUCUCUCUCACAUUACAUUAUCAUCCAUAUCUCUCAAUAGUACACCAAGAAAAUUUAAAAAACUUUCUCUGCUAAAAAUCUCAUAAAUUUCAACACAUAUUUAUACCCACCAAAAUGCCUGAGCAAGAAGAUGAUAGCAAGUCAAAGGACAGUACUGCAGUUUAUGGUUUUGGUGGUGUUGGAGAAAAUAAUCUGAUGGACAUGGAUCUUGAUCUUGAAAAUUCUUGGUCUUUAGAUCAGAUCUCUUUUCUUUCUAAUAAUAAUCAUCAUAAUAAUAAUUUUAAUAACCCUUUAUCACCUUUUCUUUUAACUUCUUCUGACCACCAGUUACCUUGUUCUCCUCUCUGGGCUUUCUCUGAUGCUGACGAUGAUAAUAACAAUACCAAUAAGUUUGCCACUUCUGCCGCCGCUACUUCCGCCGCCGCUGGUCUUCGUUUCUCCGAUUACCCGUUAUUAGUCGCAUGUAAUCCCAAUUCAGGUACUGAAGCCCCGGCAGUAAGUGAUGAGAAAAAGAAGCUUCCUUCUCCACUUUUGGGAUUGAUGCCAAUUGACAAUCCAGAUGGGUAUUGUAUAAUUAAAGAGAGGAUGACACAGGCUCUCAGGAAAUUUAAAGACUCAACCGAACAGCAUAUUUUAGCUCAGAUAUGGGCCCCUGUGAAGAAUGGGGGACGGUAUGUGCUGACAACUUCGGGGCAACCCUUUGUAAUUGAUAGUCAUAGCAAUGGACUUCAUCAAUAUAGGAUGGUCUCUGCAAUGUAUGUGUUCUCAAUGGACGGGGAGAGUGAUGGUGAACUUGGGCUUCCUGGCCGUGUUUUCCAGCAAAAAUUGCCAGAAUGGACUCCCAACGUGCAGUAUUACUCAAGCAGGGAGUAUUCACGGCGUGAUCAUGCUCUCAGUUACAAUGUACAGGGCACUGUGGCCUUGCCAGUCUUUGAACAUUCAGGGCAGCACUGUGUUGGUGUUCUCGAACUGAUAAUGACUUCACAGAAGAUUAACUAUGCACCUGAGGUUGAUAAAGUCUGCAAGGCACUUGAGGCAGUAAACUUAAAAAGCUCAGAAAUGUUGGAUCAUCCAACUGCACAGAUUUGUAAUGAAGGUCGUAAAAAUGCAUUGGCAGAAAUAUUGGAGAUAUUGACAGUAGUUUGUGAAACUCACAAAUUAGCUUUGGCUCAGACUUGGAUUCCAUGCAUGCAUCGCAGUGUUCUAGCUUAUGGUGGCGGAUUUAAGAAGAGCUGUACGAGCUUCGAUGGUAGUUGCAAUGGCCAAGUUUGCAUGUCCGCAACCGAUCUCGCAUCUUAUGUUGUGGAUCCUCAUAUGUGGGGUUUUCGGGACGCCUGUCUUGAGCAUCACUUGCAAAGGGGCCAAGGUGUUGCCGGGAGGGCCUUUUUGUCCCACAGUGCAUGCUUCUGCCAAGAUAUUACCCAAUUCUGCAAGACUGAUUACCCCUUGGUACACUAUGCGCGCUUGUUUGGAUUGACUGGUUGUUUUGCAAUCUGCUUGCGGAGCAGUCAUACUGGUGAUGACGAUUAUGUUCUUGAAUUUUUUUUGCCUACUACAAUCUCAGAUAGUUUUCAACAGAAGGCUUUGUUGGGCUCCAUAUUGGCAACAAUGAAGCCGCAUUUCCAGAGUCUUAAGGUGGCUUCUGGAAUGGACCUUGAUGAGGAGGAGGGAUUCGUUGAGAUUAUUCGUACUUCCGCAAAUGGCAGGGUGGAUUUAAGCCUUGAAUAUGUUCGAAUACCCCAGUCUCCAAAAUCUCCACCUGAUGCCAACGCAUUGCCAAUUGAAGAUACCCAGAUGCAAUCAAGGAAAAACCCGUUAGUGGAGGACUUGGAUGUUGUAGAUAAUGAAUGUAAUCCUGGUCAUGCAGAGGGAAGCCACACUCUUAAUCUUCUGGAGAACAAAGGGACCAAAAAGACGUCAGGGAAACGUGGGAAAACUGAGAAGACAAUCAGUCUAGAGGUUCUCCAACAAUAUUUUGCUGGGAGUCUUAAAGAUGCUGCGAAGAGCCUUGGUGUUUGCCCUACUACAAUGAAGCGGAUCUGUAGGCAACACGGGAUUUCUCGCUGGCCAUCUCGAAAGAUCAACAAGGUUAAUCGAUCCCUUUCCAAGUUAAAGCGAGUGAUUGAAUCUGUCCAAGGUGCUGAAGGAGCAUUUGAUUUGACACCCCUUGCUACAAGUCCACUUCCUGUUGCUGUUGGUUCUAUUUCUUGGCCUUCAAAUCUAAAUGGAUGCACUCAACAAAACUCACCAAAUUGUAAAUCCCCUGAGCCUCAUGUUGAAAAGAUCGGGUCACCCAUAUGCAAAACGCCAGAGAGCGAUGGAAGGACUGGGACUGUGGAUCAUCUAGGAAGUAGAAUACUGAGUCGAGAAGAACUAUUCCAUCAAAACGGGUUUUCGCCAGAGUUAGGCCAAAGCUCUAAGAGAAUAAAAGCAGGGAGUGGCUCUAGAGAAGAGAGUGUUGGGACUCCCACCUCUCAUGGUUCAUGCCAAGGCAGUCCAGCAAAUGACAGCAUGCCUGCAAAGGAUGCAUCGUUUUCUCCUGCACGCGAACAAUGCAGUAAAGCCAUUGGCUCUCCUGAAUUGACAUAUCAAGCCAAAGGAGAAACAAAUAUGACAUCUCCAUACUUGAUUCCAGAUGCUCUUGUGGCUCGAGAGCCUUUUCGAGAAAUGUUGAUUAGGGAUGCUGGGAGUUCAAAAGAUUUGAGAAAUCUCUGUCGUGCAGUAGCAGCAGACGUGUUUGUAGACGAGCGAGUUCCAGAAUCGAGUUGGACAAAUCAUCCUUCUCAAGAUUUACCUUCCCCACAAGUAAUGGCUGCUCUCGAACACGCAACGGCCAUUGUAGCAACCAGGCAAGAAAUGAAGAGCGUAACCAUAAAGGCAACUUACAGAGACGAUAUAAUAAGGUUCCGUAUCGCUUUGAGUUGCGGGAUAGUGGAGUUGAAAGAGGAAGUGGCCAAGAGGCUGAAGUUGGAAGUAGGUACAUUUGAUAUCAAAUACUUAGAUGAUGAUCAUGAAUGGGUUUUGAUAGCUUGCGACGCAGACCUUCAGGAGUGUAUUGAUAUCUCAAGAUCAUCAGGCAGCAACAUAAUCAGACUAUCAGUUCAUGAUAUGAGUACCAUUCUGGGAAGCUCAUGUGAGAGCACUGGUGAGUUAUGAUUAGUUUGUACAUACAUCAGGUUAGAGUUGGUAGGAUUCAGGAAAUUGAAUGAAUCUAUAGAUUUUGGUUCCAAAAAGUUGCUUGAAUUGUAAGAAACUUUCCAUGGAAUUGUAGAAAUCCCCACUUCUUUGUAUUUGUGAUAGUGACUGGUAUAAAUUCAUCAUCCCAGUCAAUAUAUAUAUUUAUGUAUAAGCAGUUUUGUUGUAA